Saccostrea cuccullata (small rock oyster) is the source of this 2478-nucleotide messenger RNA. RefSeq lists its product as uncharacterized. NCBI's taxonomy places the organism in Eukaryota, Metazoa, Mollusca, Bivalvia, Ostreida, Ostreidae. The record is from RefSeq and is a predicted model, not a curated record. The coding region runs from base 448 to 2469 and encodes 673 amino acids. The transcript is spliced from 8 exons.
CAUUUUAAUUUUUAUAUUUGCUUCGAUUAAAAAAAACUGCACGUUUUACAAUCCAUCGUUUAUAUUCGGUAUUUCUGUGCAAUGAACACUAUAUGUACUUGAUUCAGAGAGAAUUUUUCAUAAGUACAUGAUUCUCUGGAAUUUUUAUCACAUUGUGAAAAUCUACCCGAUAACGUUUUAAUUUUUUUUUUUUAAGUCACGCUCGCCUAUAAAUAAGUACGAGUAUUUUUAACAAAAUAAAACCCGUGCUUCGCUAGGACUGCUGUUAAAUGGACAAGGUCAACUAAAUCGUGAUCUACCUCGAAUAAAAAUAGAAAUGUGUGCAAGAUGACAUUCUUAAAGCUGAAAAUUUAUGUAAAAUAAUAAUGUGAAGCAACUGACUGAACACCUGGCUUAUCUUAUUUUCUGGUUUUAGGUUACCACGAUCUUCCAGAAAGUAAAGGAACAAUGAGAAGACUAAUAUCUUUUGUUGCACUGAUAAUGUACUGGUACCAACCUGUUCAAUGUCAACCACGUCCUGAAUGUGCUCCUGAUAAUCCUAAUCGACCCCCAGACUGCCCAGUAUGUCCACGAGAGGGGUGCCGGUCCUCUACGAUGGAUAUAGCUACACUUAUUCCUAUAGAGGAUGUUACAUCUACCUCAACAGAUAAAACACAAUUCAGUGGAUUGACAACAGAAGAGAUUUCAAAAUUUUCAGCAAGUUCGGAGUACGGAGCGUCAGUCCGAGUUCACACUGAUGACCCAAGAGUAUUUUUCAUUUCGGCGAGUGGACUUCCUGAUCAUGAAACACAGAGAGUCAAUCCAAACACACCCACAGCUCAGAACUACAAUAUAACAAUUCUGAAAAAUCCCCAGAUUGAACAAGUACCCGGAUGUGUUGGGCUGGGAAUGAUUGGAAUUACACGAACUGGUGUCGCCAUCUACAAUCCACUGGCAGGGGAGUUAACAAAUGCUGUGGAGGGAUCCAAUCCCGAAACGUUCGAUCAAUGUGAUGGACACGCAAGUCCAAAUGGUGCUUAUCAUUACCAUAAAAUACCCGAUAGUUGUAUGUAUAAAGGGGAAAUUGACGAAUUCAUUGGAGUGGCGCUUGAUGGCUUUCCUAUCUAUGGACCGAGGGUUGGACAGUCAAAGAACAUUUCCGAAGCUGAAUUGGAUAAGUGCCAUGGAAAAUUUGUCAAUGGGAGUUACAGAUAUUAUGUUACAGAGAAGUUUCCAUAUUAUUUGGGUUGUUUCAAAGGACGUGUUGUUAAUCAAGGGACAAUAACUUCUAACAAUUGUACCACAGACACAUCACACUGGAACAUGGAAAGCUAUGGAUACGACUACUAUCUUUGUCACUGUGUGAACUCGGGCCCCGGUGGUGGAGGCGGAGGACCUCGCCCGGAAUGUGCUCCAGAAAACCCUGACAGACCCCCAGACUGCCCGCAGUGUCCUCCCGAGGGAUGCAGAUCAACAACAAUGGACACGGCUACCCAUCCGCCAAUGGAAAAUGUCACCACUUCUAACUCUACCGGAGCUAUGCAAUUACAUGGACUAAAAAGAGAAGAAAUCGCAAAAUUCACAGCAAGUUCAACGUAUGGGGCAUCUGUUAGAGUUCACACCAAUGACUCGAAAGUAUUUUUCAUUUCGGCGAGUGGACUUCCUGAUCAUGAAACACAGAGAGUCAAUCCAAACACACCCACAGCUCAGAACUACAAUAUAACAAUUCUGAAAAAUCCCCAAAUUGAACAAGUACCUGGAUGUGUCGGGCUGGGAAUGAUUGGGAUUACACGAACUGGUGUCGCCAUCUACAAUCCACUGGCAGGGGAGUUAACAAAUGCUGUGGAGGGAUCCAGUCCCGAAACAUUCGAUCAAUGUGAUGGACACGCAAGUCCAAAUGGUGCUUAUCAUUACCAUAAAAUACCCGACAGUUGUAUGUAUAAAGGGGAAAUUGACGAAUUCAUUGGAGUGGCGCUUGAUGGCUUUCCUAUCUAUGGACCGAGGGUUGGACAGACCAAGAACAUUUCCGAAGCUGAAUUGGACAAGUGUCAUGGAAAAUUUGUCAAUGGGAGUUACAGAUAUUAUGUUACAGAGAGAUUUCCAUAUUAUUUGGGUUGUUUCAAAGGACGUGUUGUUAAUCAAGGAACUAUUACUUCUUACAAUUGUACCACAAAUACAUCACACUGGAACAUGGAAAGCUAUGGAUACGACUACUAUCUCUGUCACUGUGUAAACUCGGGCCCCGGUGGUGGAGGCGGAGGACCUCGCCCGGAAUGUGCUCCAGAAAACCCUGACAGACCCCCAGACUGCCCGCAAUGUCCCCCAGGUGGAUGCAGAGUCACAACUCCACCAGCUUCGAUGUCCACCACAAACAGCGUAGGCCGUCCCAAUGUUGUUGACGGACACAGUGCAGCUGGCCGAACAGUGGCCGAAAAUUUAUCCCUAUUAUCCCUGUUUUCUAUACCUUUAUUUUUUAAAUUAUAUUUUUGAUGUGCAAGA